UGCCACAAUUGUGGUGCAACCGUAACGCCUCUUUGGCGUCGAUCUGCUAACAAUGAACCCCUUUGUAAUGCUUGCGGACUUUACCACAAGCUUCAUGCUUCGCAUCGUCCAAAGCAUCUGCAGCACUCUAUGGGCCAUGCUGGUGCUGGCGGAAAGGCUAAGUACGGACCUAAAUCUUUGGCUCCUCAGCCCAUGUGUACCAAUUGUAAGACGACAUUGACACCUCUCUGGCGCAAGGAUGAUGCGGGUGAAAUAUUGUGCAAUGCUUGUGGUCUUUACUACAAACUUCAUCACAUUCAUCGACCCAUCUCACUUAAGCGUAAUGUGAUCCGCCGCAGAUCGCGU
This is a messenger RNA of Lobosporangium transversale, 345 nucleotides long. RefSeq lists its product as hypothetical. Gene Ontology annotation, biological process: negative regulation of transcription by RNA polymerase II; positive regulation of transcription by RNA polymerase II. Gene Ontology annotation, molecular function: DNA-binding transcription factor activity, RNA polymerase II-specific; RNA polymerase II cis-regulatory region sequence-specific DNA binding; zinc ion binding. The record is from RefSeq and is a predicted model, not a curated record. Lineage: Eukaryota; Fungi; Mortierellomycota; Mortierellomycetes; Mortierellales; Mortierellaceae. The transcript has 2 exons. The annotation marks the transcript as partial.